AUGGAGGAGAAGCGCAGAACUCGAGUCGCAAUCGUCGGCUCUGGCAUGGCCGGGUUGGUUACUGCAUACCUGCUGAACAGAGACCAGCGAGAGCGGUACGAUGUCACCGUCCUCGAACAAGGCGAUAAGCUGUCCCUUGACUCUGCCUCUGUCUCGGUUCCAACAAGGUCGAAUACCCAUUCCGAACGAAUCGAUGUUCCAAUGCGCGCAUUCGCUGGAGGAUACUACAACAACCUCAAAGCGAUGUACGAUUUCCUAGAAAUAUCAUACCAUUCGCAGCCAUUUCUCUUCGCAUUCUCCGAAUUUAAAGGACACGACCAGAACCAUCCUCCGCUCUCGGAGGAACCUUACUUCAUCCACGCUUCCAAUAACCAUCGGAUACCCCCGCCUCGACCUGCCGGAGUGGACUUGGUCAGCCAUAUCAUGGAGAUAAUGUAUCUACUCUUCUGGUAUUCGUGGUUCACCGUAUGUUGCCUCCUUAUGGCUCCGCUGGAAGCCAACUCAGAGGGGUUGUCUGAAACGUUGGAAGAUUAUACAAGGCGAAUCCGGCUUCCCCUAUACUUCUCGUCUCGUUAUCUUCUGCCACUGAUCGCCAGUGUCACCACAUGCCCCCGCGAUGUCCUCCUCCAAUUUCCAGCGCGAGAUGUGGUGGAUUACAAACUACAAACACAUGGUGCCCCACAUUAUACCGUGUCGAACGGGGUAAAGGACGUACAGACGCUUCUAGCAAGAGAUAUUCGUGUCCGGUUCCGCUCCAGGGUUAUAUCUGUGAAAACAGAUGAAGGCCAGUGUUCUGUUUCGUGGCGUAAGAUGGGCGAUGGGGAACUUGAGGAAACCAUCACUGAGGACUUCGAUCGAGUGGUGCUAGCGGUUGCUCCAGACGUGGUUGGCGAGAUAUUUGCGCCCCUGCAAAAAGCUACCAGCUGCAUCCCGACGACCCGGGUCAAAUCUGUGGUGCAUACCCGUGACGCCUGCACGAAAGACAGUCCUAACAAAGCUCUGGAUGGUUCGGAUAUCAGCACUACUGAGAUUGGACCGGUGAGGGCGCAGCUGAUCAAUAUUAGGUCCUGUUUGAGGUCUGGGCAUACGGAGGCGGCGCAUUUCCUGCCGUCAGAAGUUGUCGUUACGACCUGUCCAUUGACACCCCUGUCGGAUGAGACGGUGAUUAGUUCUACAACAUUUACCCGUGUUCUGAGGAGUCCUUCGAGUAGGGACGUCAUCAACAGAAUAAUGGACAAACCGGACUCGGGCGCUGGUGAAGGGGGCGACACAGAGUGGAGAAACGGAGACGAUAAUAUCUGGCUGGUGGGCGGGUGGUGUUGGGAUGGUAUGGUGCUUUUAGAAGGUUGCAUGGUUUCGGCUAUGAGAGUUGCUGAUGAGUUUGAUGUUCUAUACUCGAAUUGGUCUUGGGCAUCACACUCUCCGUCGUACUUGUCCGGCUUUUCGGUCCACAUCCACCCAGCCAAAUUUCCAACGUUGUUGCCGCGUCGUUCGGACACGAAAGAUUUCCAGACGGCGAGCGAGAGCCUCCUCCUGCAACUUUUGAAAUUCGCAGGCUUGAGGUCCCCCGAUGAAACGCCAUCUAACCACCGUCACCACAACUUGGACGUCUUGGAUCUCGGCUACGGUUGCGGCGAUCAAAUUCUGGCUUUGUUGCAUGCUCAAAGUCCCUUCCGACUACCCGGGGGGCCGGUUUCGUCGUUCCGCUUGAAUAAAUACGUCGGCAUCACGUUCAAUCAAAGCCACUGUGAUAUCGCUGGUCAACGUGUGGGGCAACGAAUAUCUCACCGCGGACUGGAGGCGGACGUUCAGCUGUUUUGCGGUGAUGCUGCGAAUCCAGACGGAUGGAGCCGAACGCUUUUGGGGGAGGCCGAAUCUCUUCGAAACCGAGCAACUGAACGAAAUGACGGGCUCUUGGUCCCAGGCACCGAAACGUGGGUUCUCGCACUCGACUCCAUGUACCAUUUCUCACCAUCGAGGCUCCCGGUUUUGAAAUAUGCUCGUCAAACGUUGGACGCCUCGUUGAUGACUUUCGAUCUUGUGCUCGCUGACGACGUUUCUUCCCUGUCUCGCCUUGCGCUUUCGAUGGUUGCAAAAAUGCUCGGAUGUCCGUUCGGGGCCUUCAUGCCUGUACGCGAGUACCGUGAAAUGCUCCGUACGGCCGGAUAUGAGGACGACAAGAUCCAGAUCCAGGACAUCUCGGAGCACGUGUUCGAACCCCUGAGUCAGUUUAUCGAGAGGCAAACCGUCGUGCUUCAGAAGGUUGGAAUUAACAUCGGGAAAUUUGCUCUUGCGAAACAUUUGUUCAGAUGGUGGGCGAAUAGCGGCUCUGUAAGGGGCAUGAUGGUCGUUGCAAGGACUUCUGAACAGAACAAGGACGAAGAUGUUGUCAUUUAG
Molecule: messenger RNA, 2397 nt
Organism: Eremomyces bilateralis CBS 781.70
Lineage: Eukaryota; Fungi; Ascomycota; Dothideomycetes; Eremomycetales; Eremomycetaceae
Product: FAD/NAD(P)-binding domain-containing protein
Exons: 4
Coding region: 1-2397 (798 amino acids)
Molecular function (GO): oxidoreductase activity
Source: RefSeq, a predicted model, not a curated record